Aspergillus homomorphus CBS 101889 is the source of this 1205-nucleotide messenger RNA. RefSeq lists its product as uncharacterized. Bases 216 to 863 code for a protein of 215 amino acids. NCBI's taxonomy places the organism in Eukaryota, Fungi, Ascomycota, Eurotiomycetes, Eurotiales, Aspergillaceae. The transcript has a single exon. The record is from RefSeq and is a predicted model, not a curated record.
CCAGACAGCCACCAGAGCGAGCUCCUUUCCUCAAUUUCGCUGCUAGAUAAAUUUCCUUGCCUCCUGCUCUGCACCCAGCAUCGUCCAGUCCAACAUCAUACUUUUCCUCUCAAAGCCUCCUGGCCUACCUGAACUUCGCCACGAUCUUCUAUCAUCCUAUCACUCUAUUUCCAACAACUCCUUGACUACUCAUAUAUCUCUGCUUCUUGCUCAAUAUGGGACCGACAAAGCCAGUUUUACGUCCAUUGGCUACUCCGAAAAACAUGAGCUUUCCUUCCGAGCUUCGUGAGCGUACCUUCACGACAUGCCUUGACAUGGACCGGCCAUGUACUGAGAAGAGAGACGAGGACCCUGAAAUCACCAUCACUCCUCCUCCAGCAUACACAGACUUUCUCAACACGUUCAGUCCAAUCUUUGCCAGUCCCACAUCUUCGCGUGCCAAUUUCUCCAAGUUCAUGCUUGAGAAACCGCGCUCGCCACCCGCUUCCACUCCCUCCAGUACCACAUCUACCUCGUUCCCCAACAGCCAUCCUCAGAAAUCUACCUCCACGACCAUUCCUCCCCGAGCUCCUUCACCACCAUGGGCGAGUAAGAGCCCAGUUCAUGGCCAACGCUUGCGCUUACCGCCACCCUACGUCUAUACACCUGUUUCUGACUCCCCCCGGAGUGCACACGCAUUGCGAUCUCCAUACUCCCCAACGGAAUGGCGCAUCCACCAGUUUGAAUCUCCUAUUAGUGAAGUGGGAAGCUCUUUCAACGUCCGACAUGUUGUGACGACCACAAUUACCUACAAGCGAGCGCCUCAGCUCGAUCCUGCCCCGCAGGGUAAGCGGAGAAAGAAUAUCAGUCGCCGGACGACAUAGCCUCCCAUCUAGUUAUCUAUGAGCAUUCAAACAAAGGCAUAACGACGUCUUCUACUUGAGUCACUUAUUACGACAUGCAUUAACUCUGGAUGGUGUUACAAUUCCGAUUUUUCUUUCUCUUUCUGGGCCUACAAAUCGGGGUUCAUUCGCUAUGUUGUAUUGUUACUGCGGACAUGCAUGAUGAGCCUUGGUAGCGGGACAACGGCGGCGUUCUGAAGUGGGAAGAACUGUACCUGUAUUGUUUGAUUUUGAUUGUCUGAUGUAGCAAAUCUGGGGCCAUGUUUUUUUUUAUGUUUUGUCUUUUAUACGCGAGCUAUCUAGAAACCUCAAUGACAUUACCAU